Orycteropus afer afer is the source of this 2385-nucleotide messenger RNA. The record is from RefSeq and is a predicted model, not a curated record. Lineage: Eukaryota; Metazoa; Chordata; Mammalia; Tubulidentata; Orycteropodidae.
AUGGAUGAAUAUGAUGUGAUUAAGGCAAUUGGGGAAGGUGCCUUCGGGAAAGCAUAUCUGGCUAAAGGAAAAACAGAUAACAAGCACUGUGUUAUAAAAGAGAUCAAUUUUGCAAAGAUGCCCAUCCAAGAGAAAGAAGCUUCAAAGAAAGAAGUCAUUCUUCUGGCAAAGAUGAGGCACCCCAACAUUGUAACCUUCUUCAGUUCAUUUCAAGAAAACAACAGUUUAUUUAUUGUGAUGGAGUAUUGUGAUGGGGGGGAUCUCAUGAAGAGAAUCAGAAGCCAACGGGGAAUGUUAUUUAGUGAAGAUCAGAUUCUGGGUUGGUUUGUACAGAUUUCUCUAGGACUGAAACAUAUUCAUGACAGGAAGAUCUUACACAGAGACAUAAAAGCACAGAACAUUUUUCUUAGCAAGAAUGGAAUGAUUGCAAAGCUUGGGGACUUUGGCAUAGCAAGGAUCCUGAACAAUUCCAUGGAACUGGCUCGAACUUGUGUUGGAACGCCUUAUUACCUGUCCCCAGAGAUCUGUCAGAAUAAACCCUACAACAAUAAAACGGAUAUUUGGUCUCUUGGAUGUGUCUUAUACGAGCUCUGCACACUCAAGCAUCCUUUUGAGGGUAACAACUUACACCAGCUGGUUCUGAAGAUUUGUCAAGCUCAUUUUGCCCCAAUAUCUCCAAGGUUUUCUCGUGACCUACAGUCCUUGAUAUCUCAGCUAUUUAAAGUGUCUCCCCGAGACCGACCAUCUAUUAAUUCCAUUCUGAAAAGGCCUUUUUUAGAGAAUCUUAUCGCCAAAUACUUGUCUCCUGAGGUCAUACACGAAGAAUUCAGUCAUGCGCUCACACAGAGAAUGAGAUUUUCAGCUCCACGACCUCCUGGGAAGAUGGUCCAGAAAUGUGAUUCUAAAGUACAGAAAGUGAGAUGCCAGGGAAAGUGCCCACCAAGACCAAGGAUAUCAGUGCCAAUAAAAAGGAAGGACAUAUUACAUAGGAAUGAAUGGAGACCACCAGCUGGAGCCCAGAAGCCUCUAUCUAUAAAAAUGGUAGAAAGGCCCCAAAUCGCUGCUAUGUGUGGACAUUAUGAUUGUUAUUAUGCUCAACUUGACCUGUUAAGGAAGAGAGCCCAUGAACCAAGUUAUCAACAUGUUCCUCGAAAAUAUACCAGCGUUGAGAAUUAUAAUCAAGAAGAAAGCCACAGUCCAUCACCAGGCCAAUGGUCUGCUGAGUACCUGCAGAGGAAAUUCGAAGCUCAACAAUAUAAGUUAAAAGUGGAAAAACAAUUGGGUCUUCGUCCAUCUUCUGCUGAGCCAAAUUGCAACCAAAGACGGGAGCUAAGAAGGAAUGGAGAAGAGUCUAGAUUCCAGGAACUGCAGCUCGGGAGAAACCUGAAGGAACAGGAAUAUUGGAAGCAGUUAGAGGAAAUACGCCAACAGUAUCAUAGUGAUAUGAAGGAGAUUAGAAAGAAGAUGGGGAGAGAACUGAAGGAGGACCCAAAAAUAAAUCAUAAAACCUAUUUGGUGAAGAAAAGUAACUUGCCCAUCCACCCAGAAGCUCCUGAGGAAGAAUCACCUGUGCAGGAAAGUGAAAGAAACUUGAACCAUAUUAGGCUUCAGGACAUAAAGGAAAGUAAAAUUCCAGAACAGAAAUAUAAAGCUAAGAGAGGGGUAAAGUUUGAGAUUAAUUUAGAUGCAUGUAUUUUUGAAGAAAAUACCCUAGAAGAGAAAGAGGCAAUGGACAUACUAAAUGAAACUUUGACCUUUGAGGAUGGUGUGAAGUUUAAGGAAGAUAAAUUUAUGAAGCAGCAUGAAGAGUGUCCUGACAAAGCAUCUGAAAAACUCUUUUGCUCAGGAGCAGAGCUGCCCACUCAGGAAGCUGCUGCUGCAGAAAACAAGAGACAAUGGGAUGCUGGAGCUCCACAGACCUUGCUGCAAAUGAUGGCAGCGGCCGAUGUCACCUCCAUCUUUCCCAGCAAACCUGCAGGUGAAACUAUCAUCAUGGGAACAUUAAAACAAUGUCUUCCUAAAGAAGAUGAAGACAAGGUAGAAACAGCCUCUGGCAUUGACAUAGAUGAAGAACAGCUAGGACCAAGAUCUGAUGAUGAUGAUAUAAAUUUUGAAGAUUCUGAGGAUGAGUUGAGAGAUGUAGUGGAAUCCCUAGAAAAACUCGCUAUUUCCAAAGAGGAAGAAAGAGAAGAAGUUUCAGGUUUCUCUAAGGAUGCUGAAGAGUCAGGAGAAAGAGAAAGGACAAGCAUUCAGAAAUAUGAAGAGUUGAAGGAAUGUUUGGAGAGUAUUUCUGCUGCAUCCAGUGCUCCAUCUAACCCCAUUGAAAUGAAUGUUGUUGACGAAGUCCAAGGAGCUUCAAUAACCAGUCAAAAUACACAACUGUGA